GGUGUGAUCCCAAACUUUAUUUGUGGCGGGUGAAUGCACUGUACGCUUAAGUUCAAUUUCUUAUUUCUUUGUCACGCUUUCAUCUCCUGAUAUAUAAUUUUCAAAGAAAUUCAUGAUGAAGGUGAAAUUCAUGAGCGCACUGUUUUGUUUAAUCACCAUUUUGGACAUGUUCUGUUCACCAGCCGAGUCCAUCCAUUUCAACACAGAAGACCUAUCAGAUGACAAACUAAAAAAUCUUAGAGAAGAGGACACACUGAAGGAAGCAAGUGAAAUACGGGCAAAGGCGAAGACUUAUUUAGACGCGCUGAGCAUUUUCGACUUGACUAGCAACCGGUCUUUCGGAAAUAGCUGCGCGCGCCUUGCAAAAUCUAUCAAACCCAUAAUCUCGCCUGUGAAAGAUUUUGAGCGAGAAUACAGCGCACCGCUCUUUGUUUACCCAAGCUGGAAACCAGAAAUAUUCCCAGAGGUAUAUUUUCGAUUUUUUCCGUUCGGAACUAGCCCCAAGGAUAAGACUGACAUUGACGUGGUCAUCCGAAGGAAGGAUGGAACUCUUUUUGCAUUCGAAAGCUAUCUGUCGUUUGGUCAUGCAACUGCUGCCGGAAUUUUGUAUCGGAUCGGAACCAAGAAUGUGUCGGGGUGGUUCCUUCGAGGACUCAAAAAGCCAAUCACGCACACGGUGGUUAUAGGGAUCGAGUUUCUUCAAGACGCUAUCCGAUUUUCGUUCCUGAGGGAACGACAGGAUCAAACGCAGCCUCUGGUUGUUGAAGUCGUAAGAACGAGCUGAUAUGGGUUUUAGGUCCAAGUUCCAGCAAAUCGAGUUUGCUAAGCAUGGACCUGAUUUUACUUCGAAAUCAUCGGGCCAGUUGCGUCCUUUUUGCAGUUUUUACGUAAGUGUUACCACGAGGUUACAUGUCGGUCUCUUAGUGAAUUCUUCAAUUCUAAAUUGAAGAACGCGGUGAGAGGUUUGAAAUAGGUUAAGGAGGUGCUAGGAGGUGCUGGGCAAUAGGUCAGCUGUGCCGGACACAUAAUCGUUUUAUGAUGCUUAAUUCUUGUAAAUUAGCUAAAAAUAAUAAGAUCCGUUAAGACAGCAACGUUCUACGUUGAAUAUUAACAGAGAUAUCGCCUUUUGAAGAGUCGGGUUUUUGACGUCAUCCACCGCACACCCUUGAUUUCUUCAAACUUGUUUUCAUCAGUCAGACAUUUGCACUGGUUUUCCAACGUGAAACUCGGAUAAAUGCUAGGUUGAGGUGGCCAAGGGUGUCACUACCGCGGUGGAUGACAUCAUAAACCGAACUUUUCAAAGCACGACGUCUCGGUCAAUAUGAAACGCAGAAAGUUGCUGUUAGAGCAGAUCUUAUUAUUUUUGAACUUAUCUACAAGAAUCAAACAUCAAAACACGAUUCUGUGACCAGCGCAACUGAUCCAUUGUUGGAAAAACACACCUGUAGCUCUAUUAUGUCGGCCUGACAUGACAAGACAUAGCCCUAUCUUAACCUCGUUGUAUAUCGCAAUGCGAUGUCUUAUCGGGCUGCCUUAAACUUUCAAUAAUCGGCUCGCUGGAGUGAAGAAGUUCUCAAUAUCACGGGUAGUGUUGCCAGUGGUUUCAGCAGGAAAUCCUAACUUUUGUCAAUUAUUAAACAUUAAUUCGACGGUGAAACUACCAAACCACGUAUCUCGGUUUGCGACGUCGCAGACUUCCUUUCAUACUUUAUUUUUUAAAUGAAAAACUAC
This is a messenger RNA of Bemisia tabaci, 1731 nucleotides long. Lineage: Eukaryota; Metazoa; Arthropoda; Insecta; Hemiptera; Aleyrodidae. The record is from RefSeq and is a predicted model, not a curated record.